GGAGUCGGGCCCAGUUGGGACCUAAGGCCAUUUGAGCCCUUAGGAGCCCGCUGACCCCUGACCCCAGGGUUCUGUGGAGACCUGGUCAGCCCCACAGGGCUAUUUUGGGGGCAUUUCAGUGUGUGUGUGUGUGUGUGUGUGCGUGUUUUCCGCUGCUGGCUGUGAGGUGCACACCACGCACAUUCACACGCACACACAGAAACCUAAAGACCCCGUUUAUCUGGGCACAAAGGCAAACAAAUACAUACAAACACAGAGGCAGACACACAGAGAAUAACACACCCGUGGGGAAACCCAAGGACCCUCCCACACAGCCCACAACACCACCAGCCACACAACCCUGACAGACACACUUGUGGACACACGCAACACGCACACACACACAAAUGCACGAAUGCACAAACAGGACAUAGCUGGCCACUCGGGCACAGACGGACACGCUUAUGCACUUGUGUUCGCGUACUUGGAGACACCACCCGCUGUGUGCUGAUGGGCUGAACCCCCACUCUCCUGAUCUCACGCGGCCCGGAGGACUCCCCGGAGAACAACACGCACGGUGUCCUCCUCAUGGGCGGGCCAGCUUCACAGGCACUGGUGACGGAGAAACCCAGGAUCAGCUCUGAGCUCUGCCACUCCUGGCUGUGUGACCUUGAGCAGCCCAUGGAUCCCCUCUGUGUCGUUUCUGCCCUAUAAAAUGGAGAAAUCGCUAAGGUCGUACGGGUAACGCCGGGCCAGGCUCGGAGACCUCUGAAGCCCACACUGUCUUGUCAUUAACUCCAUUUUAGAGAUGAGCAAACCGAGGUUUAGCAAGGUGGAGCUGAUUCUGCUGAGGUCCCCGGGGCUUACGGACAGAAACGGCCCGCAGCCCGGAAGAGUUAGACACGGGCCCAGACUCCGUAGGACACCAGAGCCAGGAGCCAGUGAACACGCUUAUCCGCAGGCACAGACACAGCCCGCCUCAGAGGACCCAGGGGGCUUUGCGACACCCCCUCGCCCCUGUAUGUCUGAGCCUCUGCCCCUCAUGGCCUUGCACCCCGGGGUCACCAGCAGUCUCUGGUUAAUGAUAACCCUGAUGUUUAUGCAGCCCUGGGGAAGGCUGACAGAGGAGCAGAGAAGUGACGCAGGGCUGGGAGCACCGGGCCAGCUCCAGCCAGUCCUUGGCUUCCCUCCCUCUCGAGGCCAACUGCUCCAGAGAGGAGCAGCUCCCCACUUUCUAGCUGCGUGAUGUUGGGCCCGUGACUUAACCUCUCUGAGGCUCAGUGUCUCCUUCUGUAAAACGGGGCUAAAACAGUAGUCACCUCAGAGGGAAGUUAGGAGGACCGUCGGAAACGAUCCGUGGAAAACAUUUAGAACAAAGCCCGGCAGUCAGUGACACGCACCCGUUAGGUAUCGUCACUGUCGCCAUUGUCAUUCCCCUUGUGAGCCGCAGCGAGAACCCUGGUGGCUGAGUGCUCUGUGAGUAUGGAUUUAGGCGUGUCUGCGUCCCCUCUGUGUCCCUGGCACGAAGUUCUUUAUCGUUUCAAAGACCCCGUAAAGAAGUGUAUCACCCCUACUGUACAACUGAGGCAACCGAGACCUGAAGGGCCUGGCUCAAAUCACAGAGCCGUUUGGGUCCAGGACAAGCCCUUGGGUCCGGAGUCCACACCCAGGCCUGCCGACCACGGCGGGGCGCCUACCCUGCGCUGACCCACGAGCGGGGGCCACGGCCUCCUUCAUCUCACGGAGUGCUCUGCACACCUGGGGAGUGGGUGCCACCGACUGCCCCCCUCGACAGAUGGGAAAACUGAGGGUCAGGGAGGUCAAACGACUCGCCUGAGCCCACGCAGAACCGAGCCCGUGGUCCUUCCUGAGCUGGUGCCGGUGAGCCCCCUGUCCUCCACGUCUUCCAGGCGUGUGCAGCCGUAGCCAGAGAUGCCGUGUGUUUCCCUCAGGGGUGGGAGGACGGAGGUUAGGUUUAGAUCUGUCCGGUGCCAUGAAGCGAAUCACUUAAUCACUUCCUGCCUCGGUUUUCCCACCUGCAAAGUGGGGAUCCCACCUCACAGGGCUGUUGUGAGAACCGAGUAAAUUCAUGUUAAGUCAGGCAGACGGUAAGUGCUCAACGAUUAUUGUUACUACUCUUUCAGGUUGGGGAACACGUGUCAUUUAUUUCUGGAUUUUGCUUAUUUAAUGCUAAAAGCAGAGUCCAAAUGAAAACAACCAGUGUUCGUGAGUUCUGGUCUCCCAAGAAAGAACACAAAAAUCACGAGACAGGCCCUGGAGCCGGCUGCUGGGGCUUGAGUGCUGGCUCAGCCCCAGUCAGCAACCCAAAUCGCAAAUUACUUGACCUCUCUCCUCAGCGUUUGUGCCUGUAAAAUAGCCAUAUAAUAAGGUCAACCUUAGACAGCUGUUAGCACGAGCUAGUAAACUUUUAGGACAGGGCCUAGUGCAGAGCCAACGCUGAGGGAGGGGGUGGCACCAUCACCACCAUUGUUUGCUUGCAUUGGUUCCUUAUCCACGGCGGGUGGUGGGCACUCAAGGGGUUAAUUUCAGGCUGGCCUGGAGGCUGUGGGUUUGGGGCAGGGCAGCGGCCCUGCCCUGUUUGGCCACCAGAGGGAGCAGCUGGGCCUUGGUGACCGGGCACAUCACACCCUCCGGGAGCCAGGGGAGGGGGCUGGCUGGGCGUGGCCAGGAUGGCUCCAGCCCCCAGCUGUCUCUUCUCCCACCCCCUCCGCCUGCAGAGCCAUCCGGUCCCCACCCGGGUGACAUCCUCCUUACACUCCCUGAGUGGGGUGGAGUGGGAAAUCUGGGGAGGGGGCUGGCUGAGAGUGGUCAGCUCCAGCCCUUUGUGGCCCCUCCCCUCCCAUGGGGCCAUCCAGUCCCUUCCUUAGGGCUGCUCUUCCUAUGGCCUCUGACCCCCUCCUCCUCCUUACGCUGCUUUGCUGGGCGCACCCGGUGCCCAGUGAGUCCCUUUCCCAAACCUCCAAGGAGAAGGGGCGUGGGAGGAGGGGAAGAACGGGGAACUGGAAAGGGGGGUGAGAAAUAAAGAUAACAGACAGAGAGAGAGACACACACACAGGCCAACAGGCAGACAGAGACUCAGAGAGAGAGACAGAGAUAGAGAGACAGACGGAAAUAAAGAGAGAGAGUGGAAAACAGGCUGACUCCCUGAGUCAGAAAUACAAAAAGGGACAGAGACAGACAGGGAAAAAGAAGUAAACAGAAAAUCAGACACCAAAGGGAUAGGGAAGAAAGACAGGCUGAAAGAGACGGAGGAAGGAGAGCGAAGCCAGGACGGGGCGUGCCAGCUGGAGGAAUGGACGGUCGCCUGGCAUGGGACGUGUAGUGGCCCCAGCCCACAGAGCUGGGUGGGCAGAGAGGAGCCGGGGCGCAGCGGGGGUGAGGGGGGAUGGGAGGGGCAGGCGUUGUGCUGCUGCUGCUGCUGCUGGCCGGAGCGGGCGCCGGGGUGGCCUGGAGACCACCAAAGGGAAAGUGCCCUCCGAGCUGCUCCUGCUCCAAGGAUAGUGCCCUGUGUGAGGGCUCUCCAGACCUGCCCGAGAGCUUCUCCCCGACCCUGCUGUCACUCUCACUCGUUAGGACUGGAAUCACCCAGCUGAAGGCCGGAAGCUUCCUGAGGGUGCCCACACUGCACCUGCUCCUCUUCACAUCCAACUCCUUCUCUGUGAUUGAGGACGAUGCAUUUGCGGGCCUGUCCCACCUGCAGUACCUCUUCAUCGAGGACAAUGACAUUGGCUCCAUCUCUAAGAACGCUCUCAGAGGACUUCGCUCACUCACACACCUGAGCCUGGCCAGUAAUAAUCUCGAGACCCUCCCCAGAUUCCUGUUCCGAGGCCUGGAGACCCUAACUCAUGUAUCAAAAGAUUCGCUAUCCGUCCCUUUGAGGUGCACACCCCUCAUUUCAGAGAUGUGGAAACCGAGGCUCAGCGAUGAGGGCCCUCGGGGUCCGCCGUGCCUCCCUGACUCUCUCCUGCCACCCCCAGAGCUGUCCUGGUUCCAGACGGUCGGGGAGGCGGCGCUGGGCGUGGAGUCCUUCUCCUACCAGGGGGAGCCCCACAUGGUCCUGGCACAGCCGUUUGCGGGCCGUUGUCUGGUCCUCACCUGGGACUACAGCCUGCAGCGUUUCCGGCCCGAGGAAGAGCUGUCGGCGCCCUCGGUGGUGUCCUGCAAGCCACUGGUGCUGGGCCCGAGCCUCUUCGUGCUGGCCGCCCGCCUGUGGGGUGGCUCGCAGCUGUGGGCCCGGCCCGGCCCCGGCCUGCGCCUGGCCCCCACACAGGCCCUGGCCCCACGACGGCUGCUGCGGCCCAAUGACGCCGAGCUCCUGUGGCUGGACGGGCAGCCCUGCUUCGUGGUGGCCGACGCCUCCAAGGCGGGCAGCACCACGCUGCUGUGCCGGGACGGGCCCGGCUUCUACCCUCGCCAGAGCCUGCACGCCUGGCACCGGGACACGGAUGCCGAGGCCCUCGAGCUGGACGGCCGGCCCCACCUACUGCUGGCCUCUGCCUCACAGCGGCCCGUGCUCUUCCACUGGCUCGGGGGCCGCUUCGAGAGGCGCACAGACAUCCCCGAGGCUGAGGACGUCUAUGCCACGCGUCACUUCCAGGCCGGCGGGGACGUGUUCCUGUGCCUGACACGCUACAUCGGGGACUCCAUGGUCAUGCGCUGGGACGGCUCCAUGUUCCGCCUGCUGCAGCGACUGCCCUCGCGUGGUGCCCACGUCUUCCAGCCGCUGCUCAUCGCCAGGGACCAGCUGGCUAUCCUGGGCAGCGACUUCGCCUUCAGUCAGGUCUUGCGUCUUGAGCCUGACAAAGGGCUCCUGGAGCCGCUGCAGGAGCUGGGGCCCCCAGCCUUGGUGGCCCCCCGUGCCUUUGCUCACAUCACCGUGGCCGGCAGACGCUUCCUCUUCGCCGCUUGCUUCAAGGGCCCCACACAGAUCUACCAGCAUCACGAGCUAGACCUCAGUGCCUGAAACGCGAGGGGACCUUGAGACCUUGGACACGGCUCGGAGGGGAGGGGGCACUGGCGCGGGGAGUCCCAGGCCUCUGGACGCUCACUUGAACGGCCUCCUGGCCCUACCCGGGGUGAUGGUAUCUGUGAGGUACCGACCACAGGCCGAGUUCAAGACGAGGGCCUUGAACUUCCAGUCUGAAGCAACAUCUCAGCCCGUGGCACACGCUCCGACCAAGCAUGACUUGGGGCUCGGCUGGGGCACCACAAGAAGCUGGGGUACCGAAGCCAUGGUGGGGGCGAUGUGCAGAACUCCGUGAGGUCCGGAAGAGCCCCCUCAAGCCCACUCCCCUCCUGCUCCCUCUGAAAAUACUGAGGAGGAGAGAGCUUUCCCUUCCCUCUAAACUCAUUCUGGCCAAUCUCUUUUAGUGCCCGCCUCCGUGACGUCAUCAGUCGCUGGGCCGGUUUCCCCGCCCCGGGCCUGCUAACUUCCUCUGCUGCUUUGUGCGCAUGCCUCCUGCCCAGGCGGAAGCCCAGCGUGUUGGCCCUCUUGCGCCUGCGCAAGAAAUAGGUGGGAAAGUAGGUGUUGUGGCUGGAGCCCCCGCUACCCUUUCUCUGGAGAGGACGGGAAGUGUAUAAGCUCAAUAAACACGCUGUGCACCUGCCUCA
This is a messenger RNA of Felis catus (domestic cat), 5610 nucleotides long. It is a transcript of the gene LGI4, whose product is annotated as leucine rich repeat LGI family member 4. The record is from RefSeq and is a predicted model, not a curated record. Gene Ontology annotation, biological process: myelination in peripheral nervous system; neuron maturation. Bases 3386 to 4963 code for a protein of 525 amino acids. The transcript has 8 exons. NCBI's taxonomy places the organism in Eukaryota, Metazoa, Chordata, Mammalia, Carnivora, Felidae. Gene Ontology annotation, molecular function: protein binding.